Messenger RNA from Penicillium subrubescens, 4038 nucleotides. It is a transcript of the gene mdr1, whose product is annotated as ABC multidrug transporter Mdr1. Lineage: Eukaryota; Fungi; Ascomycota; Eurotiomycetes; Eurotiales; Aspergillaceae. Gene Ontology annotation, cellular component: membrane. Gene Ontology annotation, biological process: transmembrane transport. The transcript has 2 exons. The coding region runs from base 1 to 4038 and encodes 1345 amino acids. Gene Ontology annotation, molecular function: ABC-type transporter activity; ATP hydrolysis activity; ATP binding. The record is from RefSeq and is a predicted model, not a curated record.
AUGCAGCAACCAGAAGAGGGGGCCACUGCGGUGGAAAAAAUCCCCGAUGAGGUGAGCGCCGGCGAACAGGUCUCAUCCACACAAGAGAAGAUUGCAGAGAAGAACUACGAUUCCGGCUCGACACUGUCGGGAAUCGCCAAGGAUAAUAAUGGAAGCAAGACGGCGCUGUCAUUGGAUGAUGAUGCCAUCUUUGCGCAUUUGCCUCAGCAUGAGAAGGAUAUUCUGAAGAAGCAGUUGGAUGCGCCGCUGGUCAAGAUCUCGUUCUUUGGACUGUACCGUUAUGCUUCGACGAUGGAUAUCUUGAUUUUGCUGGUUAGCGCUAUCUGCGCCAUUGCUGCGGGUGCUGCGUUGCCGCUGUUUACGAUUCUUUUCGGUUCCUUGACCACCGCCUUCCAAGGCAUCCAAUUGAAGACUAUGUCCUACGAUGAUUUCUACCACGAAUUAACGAAGAACGUUUUGUACUUUGUCUACCUCGGUAUCGCCGAGUUCGUCACUGUCUAUAUCAGCACUGUUGGUUUCAUCUACACUGGCGAGCAUAUCACCCAGAAGAUUCGCGAGCAGUACCUCGAAGCUAUCCUGCGUCAGAACAUUGCCUACUUUGACAAGUUGGGCGCUGGUGAAGUCACCACCCGUAUUACUGCCGACACCAAUCUGAUUCAGGACGGUGUUUCGGAGAAGGUGGGUCUGACUUUGACUGCCCUGGCCACCUUCGUGACUGCUUUCAUUGUUGCCUACGUCAAGUAUGCCCCUCUGGCUGGUAUCUGUACCUCGUCCAUCGUUACGCUGGUUCUGAUCAUGGGCGGUGGAUCUCAAUUCAUCGUCAAGUACAGCAAGUUGUCCCUGGAAAGCUACGGUGCCGGUGGCACCGUUGCUGAAGAAGUUAUCAGCUCCAUUCGCAAUGCGACCGCUUUUGGUACCCAGGACAAACUGGCCAAGCAGUACGAGGUGCACUUGCGCACCGCUGAACGUUGGGGCACGCGUAUGCAGAUGGCUCUGGGUGUUAUGGUCGGUGGUAUGUUCGGUGUCAUGUUCCUGAACUACGGCCUGGGUUUCUGGAUGGGCUCCCGGUAUUUGGUCGAGGGCAAGGUCAACGUCGGCCAGGUCUUGACUAUUCUCAUGGCUAUUCUCAUUGGUUCGUUCAGCUUGGGUAACGUUGCCCCUAACGCCCAAGCAUUUACCAACGCCGUGGCUGCUGCUGCCAAGAUCUUCAGCACCAUUGACCGUGUCUCUCCCGUGGAUCCCACUUCCGACGAGGGUGUCAUUCCCGAUCACGCCGAGGGUGAAAUCGAGUUCCGCAAUGUCAAGCACAUCUACCCCUCCCGCCCUGAGGUCACCGUCAUGAAGGACGUUUCCCUGUCGAUCCCCGCUGGCAAGACUACCGCCCUGGUGGGACCUUCGGGUUCUGGCAAGUCCACUGUUAUCGGUCUGGUUGAGCGUUUCUACCUGCCCGUUGGUGGUAGUGUUUUCCUGGAUGGUCACGAUAUUCAGACUCUUAACCUGCGCUGGCUCCGUCAGCAGAUUUCCCUCGUCCAGCAGGAGCCUGUCCUCUUCGGUACUACCAUCUACAAGAACAUUCGUCACGGUCUGAUCGGUACCCGCUUCGAGGAUGAGCCCGAAGAACGUAUCCGCGAACUUAUCGAGAACGCUGCCAAGAUGGCCAAUGCCCACGAAUUCAUCAUGUCCCUGCCGGAGAAGUACGAGACCAACGUUGGCCAGCGCGGUUUCCUGCUUUCUGGUGGCCAGAAGCAGCGUAUUGCUAUCGCUCGUGCUGUUGUUUCCGACCCCAAGAUUCUGCUCCUGGAUGAGGCUACUUCUGCCCUGGAUACCAAGUCCGAGGGUGUGGUGCAAGCUGCUCUGGACCGUGCUGCUGAAGGCCGUACUACCAUCGUCAUCGCUCACCGUCUUUCCACCAUCAAGACUGCUCACAACAUUGUCGUCUUUGUCAAUGGCUCGAUUGUCGAGCAGGGUACUCACGAUGACCUGAUUGAGACCGCCGGUCCUUACUCCAAGCUUGUCGAGGCCCAGCGCAUUAACGAGGAGAAGGAGGCCGAUGCCCUUGCCGACGAAGACGUGGAGGAUGACUCGGAUGAGGCUCUGGACAAGCAGAACAUCGCUCGUGUGAAGUCGGUGGCUAGCGGCUCGACCGCUCUCAAGGAUGAAGAGGCUGGUGCGCUGUUCCCCGAGGAUAUCCGCCGUGCCGAUACUCGCAAGUCUGUCUCCAGUGUGAUUCUCUCCAAGAAGGGUCCCGACCCGAAGGCCAAGUACUCGCUCUGGACUCUCAUCAAGUUUAUCGCUUCGUUCAACAAGGAGGAGUGGAAGUACCUCGUUAUCGGUUUGAUCUUCUCUUGUCUCGCCGGUGGUGGUCAGCCCACUCAGGCUUUCCUCUACGCCAAGGCUAUCAGUGCUCUGUCUCUGCCCCCGUGGGAAUACGCCAAGCUCCGCUCUGAUGCCAACUUCUGGGCAUUGAUGUUCCUGGUCGUUGGUAUUGUCCAGUUUUUCACCUACUCGAUCAAUGGUGUCGCCUUUGCAUUCUGCUCCGAGCGUCUCAUUCGCAAGGCUCGCAGCAAGGCGUUCCGUGUUAUGCUGCGCCAGGAUAUCAGCUUCUUCGAUCGCGAGGAGAACAGCACCGGUGCUUUGACUUCGUUCCUCUCCACCGAGACCAAGCAUCUCUCUGGUAUUAGUGGACAGACUCUGGGUACAAUUCUGAUGACCUCGACCACCCUCAUUGCGGCCAUUGUCAUCUCCCUGUCCUUCGGCUGGAAGCUUGCCCUCGUUUGUAUCAGUGUCGUCCCCGUUCUCCUUGGCUGCGGUUUCUACCGCUUUUACAUGCUCGCUGCUUUCCAGGCCCGCUCUAAGCUCGCCUACGAAGGCUCUGCCAGCUACGCCUGCGAAGCUACCUCUGCCAUCCGCACUGUUGCCUCUCUUACCCGUGAGGACGAUGUCUGGGGUAUCUACCACGACCAGCUGGAUGCCCAGGCUCGCGUCAGCCUGAUUUCCGUCACCAAGUCUUCCCUUCUGUACGCCGCCUCCCAGGCCCUGGUCUUCUUCUGCGUCGCUCUUGGCUUCUGGUACGGUGGUACCCUCCUGGGUCACGGCGAAUACGAUACCUUCCGCUUCUUCGUCUGCUUCAGUGAGAUCCUGUUCGGCGCGCAGUCCGCCGGUACAGUCUUCUCGUUCUCCCCCGACAUGGGCAAGGCCAAGAACGCUGCCUAUGAGUUCCGCAAGCUGUUCGACCGUCGCCCGACUAUCGACACCUGGGCUGAGGAGGGUACUACUGUCGACCACGUCGACGGAGCCAUUGAGUUCCGCGACGUGCACUUCCGCUACCCGACUCGUCCCGAGCAACCCGUCCUCCGUGGCCUGAACCUCAGCGUCAAGCCCGGUCAGUACAUCGCCCUGGUCGGACCUAGCGGAUGCGGUAAGAGUACCACCAUCGCCCUCCUGGAACGCUUCUACGACGCCCUGUCCGGCGGCGUCUUCGUCGACGGCCACAACAUCGCCGAUCUAAACGUCAACUCCUACCGCAGCCACCUCGCCCUCGUCAGCCAGGAACCCACCCUGUACCAAGGAACCAUCAAGGACAACAUCCUCCUGGGUAUCGACCAGGACGACAUCCCCGAAGACGAACUUGUCAAGGCUUGCAAGGACGCUAACAUCUACGACUUCAUCUUGUCCCUCCCCGAGGGCUUCAACACCGUCGUCGGCUCCAAGGGCGGCAUGUUGUCCGGUGGUCAGAAGCAGCGUGUCGCUAUUGCUCGCGCGCUCCUCCGGAACCCGAAGAUUCUUCUCCUGGACGAGGCUACUUCGGCGUUGGACUCUGAGUCCGAGAAGGUCGUUCAGGCUGCGCUUGAUGCUGCGGCUCGUGGUCGGACUACAAUUGCUGUUGCUCAUCGUUUGAGUACCAUCCAGAAGGCGGAUAUUAUUUACGUCUUUGAUCAGGGAAAGAUUGUUGAGAGUGGUACUCAUGCCGAGUUGCUGAAGAGUAAGGGUCGUUACUAUGAGUUGGUUAACCUGCAGAGCUUGGGCAAGACUCAUUAG